This is a messenger RNA of Prorocentrum cordatum, 574 nucleotides long. The record is from the annotation of a GenBank genome assembly. Lineage: Eukaryota; Dinophyceae; Prorocentrales; Prorocentraceae.
GACCCUCCGGGACAGGAACCAGGCCGCCAGGCGGACGACCGUGGGCAGGGGUCGGGAGAGCGCGCCGGCGCUCCGCACGAUUUUCCGGGACGAGAGCCUGGCCGCCAGGGCAGAGAUCACAACCAAGAUGAAGUUGACGCACUUAGCCAAGGAGGCCGACAGCACGCGCAAAUUCGUGGGUGGCCGCGUUGUCGCGACCAACGCGAUCACGUGCCAAUUCUGUGAGAAAAGUGCCGCGGAAGCAGGCAUAACAGCGGUGAAACAAUUCUGGGUCAGGCCAGGGAUCGGUAGCCUGAAGGCCAGAUGGGCCAACCUGAGGGACAAGCAGAAGCAGGAGUCGCCGUCGCAGCAGACAACGUCCAUCGAGCACGCCUUAGAGGCGGAGCCCGCGAAGCACAAGAACGUCCGGCUGAAGAAGAUCUACAAGGCCGUCUUACAGGACGAGCGUCUGGGAACGGCAGUUGACUUCAAGAUCGAUUUCGGCGGGAACAACCACAUCAUGUACGCGUGCCCACACUUCAAAACGCCCCCCCUCAAGCCGAAGGAGUGGGCGCGCUGCGCGGUGACGUUGCAG